AUGUACUCGCUUGCCAACGCCAUCGCGAGCGGAAGCGGCAACGGAAGCGCUCACGGCAUGCCUCCACUGCGAGCCUCCUCCUCAGCCUCGCUCGGCGGCGGUUCUAUCGCCGACUACGGCAUACACUCGACUUUACCCCCUCCCAAUCUGCCGAGAAUGUAUCCGAAUCCCAACUCAGCUCUCAGCAGUAGCAGCAACAGCGGCCAGAACGGGAUGAACAACUCGUCGACGAAUUACGGGCUGCCGUCCCCUUCGGCGCUGUUGAAGCGAGCCAACGCCGCCAACGCCGCCAAUGCCGCGACUGGCUCCUCCUCGCCCUCGUCCAGCUCGAUACCGAUAGUCCCUCUUCCUCCUCCGGCCAACUCGUUGCCCGCGUCAUUGGCGCACUACGACUCCAUGUCGAGGCACCCGAGCGGCGCACCCCCCUUAGCCACGGCGCAGGACCAUUCCCCUUACGGCUCAUCGUCGUCAUCGACCGGCAAGAGGAGGAUCAGCGCCAGCGGCUCGACCAUCAACGUUGCGGGGACACCUGAUGCUGCGGGUAGUCAGGACGAACAGGAUGACGAGGACAGCGCCUCCGCGAAGAAGAAGCGCUCCAAGACUCCGAGGGCGUGCGAUAGCUGUCGCAGAAAGAAGAUCAGGCGAGUGCUCCCUCUCUUUCGCUGCGUCGGGGUCAAAGUCCGAGAGAGCUCUAGCACGGCAAGGCUAACAGCACCCCGUAUGCGUAUCGUAACAUAGGUGCGAUGCCUUGCCGGAUACGGAGCCACCUAUAUGCGUGCACUGUCACUCUCACCACACGGCGUGUACCUGGGUAAGUGUUUUCCCCCCCCGCCCCCUCCCCCCUUUUCGCGUUGCGACCAUCAACGACUAAUCUUUUCACGACUCGAUCCAUCACAAGUUCCUACCGAUCGCGGAAACUCGGAACAAGCGUUCCAAACCUAAACAAGCCGACGACCCUUCGUCGGCCGUCGCUGCGUCUCAACUAGCGGCGCUCAGUCAGGCGCACCACCGAGCUUCAUCGGCCGGUUCGCAGUCCGUGGCUUCUCCUCAUACGUCUAGUUCGAUAGGACAGUACCACUACGAGGCUCACCCAUCCUCGGCAAAUCGGCCUUCCUUCUCGUCGACUACGCCACUUGCCGGCCAUCUGCCAACUCAGAUGCAGACCCAAGGCAACCAAGACUCGGAUCCGUUCCGACGCAAUAGGGAAAUGCGCAUCGUCGGCCCAACCUCGAUCUCGCACCUCAUGCACUCGACCUCGACCUUCCCCGCCGAACGCCUCAAUUCGGUAGACUCCAAAUACUCGCAAUCACUGACCGUAGACGAGACGGGAGAUGGCUUCAUCCGAAUCAAUGGGGGUGGGGACUAUACGGGAGAAGCAGGGGGUCCGGAUGCGCACCCGCAGGCGAUCCAGGGCUUGGACUCACCCGUUGCCGAACAGCUCUUGAACCACUACUUUACGACACAUAGUCGACACUUCCCCGUCGUGACCAGGGCUGACUUUGCGGCGAACAAAAAAACGUCGAUCUUGCUGUUUAAUACGCUGUGCGGCAUCUCGGGGCUCAGUCACCACGUCGCACCGGGGAUCCUGAGGACGAUCAAAGGCACUAUUCGCGCGAUCCUGCGCGAGCAAGACUUUCUCGACGACUCGAGCAUGUCCAAUAUCCAGGCCCUGCUCGUCUAUGCCUUCUCGCUGGAGCUGGAGAAGAAGACGCCAGCGAGCAAGACGUGGAACUUGCUCGGUGUUGCGAUCAGGAUGGCGCAGGAUUUGGGGCUGCACCGCAAGUUUGGGACGGAGAAGAAGUUGCAGUCCGAGGCAGAUCAUUGCGAGUUGAGGAGGAGGGUUUGGGGUGGGUGUCUGAUCGCCGAUCGGUGGAUUGCUGCCAUCGUAAGUAUCCGAACAGAGCUGUCUCGCUCCCUCGAGUGCUUUGAGACUCACCUGACGUGAAACACUUACGCCUACGCAGUAUGGAUGCCCUAUGAUGAUCGAUUUGGCGGAUUGCGACUGUCUCCUACCCUCCGUGUUCGACAUCCGACCUGGCACCGAGUUCGACGCUGAACGAAAGCCGUACCUCUUCAACGGCGCUUUGAUUUCGCUCUCGAUCCUACUCGGUCGCAUCAUCAAAGCUAUCUACUCCCCCACGGGGAUCAUGACCUUGUCAGCAGCGGAUGCGACCUCCCUCUUCGACGAUCUCGAGCACUGGGUCUCGGGCCUCCCUUCGGAAUUGAGGUUCAACGGACCCAACAAGUCGACGGCUGAACAAGGGUUCUUGAGGUUGUUGUACCUACCCGCCAAGUUCUUGGUCACGAGGCCUUUCAUGAGCAUUUCGUUUCAGUUGCCCAAGCGGUUCGCGCACCUCAGUGUCGGGGUCGUCGAGUGGGGUCAGCUGGAGGCCGAGUCGAGAGAGGCGAUCGAGUGGGUUGAUAAGAAUGAGGCGGUGCUGGAGGGGUGGUUCGUGUGAGUCUCUGUGCCUAUUUGUGCAAUUCCGUGAAUGACCGUAGCUGUAUGAGUUUGCUCACGAAUCGCUUGCCCUCGCAGCGGUAUCUACGCCUUUUUCAUCGCUUCACUAAUCCAAUACCACUCCCACAUCCGGCGCCGGGAUGCCGAGCCGCUGGCAACGCUUAAGCUUGCUCGUGAUAUCAUGAAGGUGCGUCCUCACCCCAGACCAACGACAGAACUCCGGUCGUGCAUAGGGCUGAUCCCCGUCUGCCGGCGGGUCUUUUGUACAGCGCGUCGUUGUCCCCGAUGGAGAGACGCACCUACGGUACAAGAUCAGCGAGAUUCUCCAUCUCUUGUACCAGACCGCUCUGUCGGUGCAGAAAUGGGCCCCCGAAGCGGCCGAAGGGAUGUCCCCUGCUUCUGGGUCCAACACGACCGCGAUCGCGACGUUGAACCCUACACCGGGGGUCAGGCAGAGGGAGCAGGAUUGGCACCUUAAGUACGUCGAUAAGAAGGGCACAAAUGAGGUGUCAUACUUUAGGAGCGAGAGGAGGACCCCGUCCGCGACGAGUUCACCCGCUUCAGCUGUGGGGCCUUCGGGAACACAGGCGGGCUCGAGUGUUGCGGGGGGAAGUGCGAUCAGUCCACUUGAACCGGCCGAGUCGAAUGGGUUGUUGAGGCAUAGUCUGCCGUUGGGGAAUGAGAGCUCAAUUAGGAGCACGCAUCAAGAAGGCGAAGAAAACGCGGGACCGAUGGACGAGACACCUGCGCAAUCGGUCACGGGAUCAACCGCUGUCGAAUCCCCUGGCCAGACAGAUCGAAUGCGUGAAGAUGGUGCACCCACGGAUGGAGAUGAUCGACCUGCCGAUGAGCCUACGUCGACCCCGAUGCCGACACCUGGUGAUUUCGCGACGAUGAACUUUAAUCCUAUGCUCAACUUUGCCGCCGCCACUACCAACGCGAACGACCCGAGCAACAAUGCGGACGGAGCCGGAUCGACUUCUGCGAACGCUUCGAUCAACCCAGGAGCUCAAGGGAACACUUCGGCUUCGUCGAACAUGUUCCUCGGCGGCGUCGCGGGCCACCAUUUCGACCCCUUCGGCUUCAACACUCACCCCGAGAUGAUGAACGGUUGUUUCGCAGGGGCGGGCGGGAACAUGAUGCUGCCGCCGGAGAACAUCUUUGAUGUCGAUUCGUGGUCGAGCUUCUUCCAAAACGUGCCCGGGAUGCCGGCUCCGAAAUUUUGA
Molecule: messenger RNA, 3684 nt
Organism: Microbotryum saponariae
Lineage: Eukaryota; Fungi; Basidiomycota; Microbotryomycetes; Microbotryales; Microbotryaceae
Source: the annotation of a GenBank genome assembly